AUGUCACAGGUAGAAGGUUUCGACCGUGCGUCGACCGUUGUUCUCAGCGGUUUUCGGCCGGAAUACACCGUAGACGAUUGCCGGGCUUUCGCGUCCUGGUUUUCUCCGGUUAUACACGUCGAGCAGUUGCCAUUAGUUGAUGGCAAAAUGCGUUUUGCGGUUGUGUUUGCAUCAACAGCCCACGUUGAGCAGCUGCUGAAAUACAAGGAGAUAUCCGUGGAAAACGGAGUAGUCGAAGUUAGUCGUCCUGACGAAAGCGAUACCGUAUGGAAUUCGGUCGGCGACAUGAUGACAUACGCCACCGCGGUACCGAUCUUUCAAAUGGCUCAAGAUGGCUUGAACGUGGCGCUCAACCAACUUUCUUUGGGCUGGGGUGGCUAUCUCGGUAAUUAA
Molecule: messenger RNA, 393 nt
Organism: Babesia ovata
Lineage: Eukaryota; Apicomplexa; Aconoidasida; Piroplasmida; Babesiidae
Exons: 3
Coding region: 1-393 (130 amino acids)
Source: RefSeq, a predicted model, not a curated record